This is a messenger RNA of Aspergillus saccharolyticus JOP 1030-1, 1947 nucleotides long. It is a transcript of the gene lcbA, whose product is annotated as serine C-palmitoyltransferase subunit lcbA. NCBI's taxonomy places the organism in Eukaryota, Fungi, Ascomycota, Eurotiomycetes, Eurotiales, Aspergillaceae. Gene Ontology annotation, cellular component: endoplasmic reticulum. Gene Ontology annotation, molecular function: pyridoxal phosphate binding; serine C-palmitoyltransferase activity. The transcript has 4 exons. The coding region runs from base 157 to 1671 and encodes 504 amino acids. The record is from RefSeq and is a predicted model, not a curated record. Gene Ontology annotation, biological process: sphingosine biosynthetic process; ceramide biosynthetic process.
GACGGGAGCUCCUUUUUGGAAAUUCACACCUUUGUCCCAAUGCAAUUCUCUCGGUUGUAACUUGCUGUCGUCGCCUCUGUUCCUAUCUGGGCUUUCCCCACCGAUAAGCGUCCUCGUUCAGCGCUACGAGCGCUUCCGCCAACUCCCCCGAUCAUCAUGGACAUCCAGGAGACUCAGCGUCUUCUGACGGAGUAUCUCCAUGAGCUCGCUGCCUUGUUCCAUCGCCUGCCGGGCUCGGCAAUCUUCCUCCGCUACGUGAAAUCCAGCUACCAGAAUGAUCCGAUUCGUUCCGCCGUUGAGCUUUUCUUGUUUCUGUUCGCCGUUCGCUACCUUCUUGCGCCGAAGUAUUCGACCAAGCCCGGUGUCGUCCAACUCUCGGAAGAUGAAAUAGAUGACCUGGUCGACGAGUGGACUCCGGAGCCGCUUGUGGGCAAGCCGACUCCCCUGGAGGCGAUGGAAGUGGACAAGCGUACGGUCAUUGUUGGCCCCGUCGGUCCGAAGUCGAAGCUCGCGAAUGGCCGGACGGUCAUGAAUCUGGGUUCUUACAACUUCUACAAUUUCAACACGAACGAAUCUCUUAAAGAGAAGGCCAUCCAAACCCUCCGCAACUACGGAGUCGGACCCUGUGGCCCGCGAGGCUUCUACGGCACCCAGGACGUGCACAUGAAGACCGAAGCCGACGUCGCCUCCUUCCUCGGAACCGCGUCUUGCAUUAUCUACGCCCAGGCCUUUUCGACUAUCUCGAGUGUGAUUCCUGCUUUUUCGAAGCGCGGGGACAUCAUCGUUGCCGACAAGGGGGUCAGCUUUGCGAUCCGCAAAGGUAUCCAGAUUUCUCGCAGUAUCGUCCGGUGGUAUGAACACAAUGAUAUGGAGGAUUUGGAACGAGUCCUUGCCAAGGUGACUAAGGAGCAAGCGCGGAAGCCACUCACCAGACGGUUCAUCAUCACCGAGGGUCUCUUCGAGUCGUACGGUGACAUGGUUGACUUGCCUAAAGUUAUUGAGCUGAAACUCAAGUACAAAUUCCGACUGAUCCUGGACGAGACGUGGUCGUUUGGUGUCCUUGGCCGCACCGGUCGCGGUGUGACGGAGCAUCAGAACGUCGACGCGGCAGAAGUGGACAUGAUUGUGGGCUCGCUGGCCGGCCCAUUGAUUGCUGGAGGAGGCUUCUGUGCGGGAUCGGAGGAGAUCGUUCACCACCAACGUAUUUCCGCUGCCGCAUACACGUUCUCUGCCGCGCUGCCCGCUCUGCUGUCGACCACGGCGAGUGCCACGAUCAAUAUGCUGCAGAACAGUCCGGAGACGGUCACCCAGUUGCGGGAGCACACCAGAGCCAUGUGGGCGCAGCUGGACCCGCGUAGUGAUUGGGUGUCCUGCACCAGUGCGCCUGAGAAUCCUAUGAUGAUUCUUGUCCUCAAGCCGGAAGUGAUCCAGGCGAAGAAACUGUCUGAGGAUGAUCAACAAUUCUUGCUGCAAGACAUCGUUGACGAGUGUCUUGCCAACGGCGUUCUCAUCAGCCGCCUGAAGACUCUCCAGGACAAUUUCGAGCCGAAGCAAGUGGUGGCGCCUGCUCUGAAGGUGUGCGUGACGAUCGGCUUGACGAGGAAAGAGAUUGAGAAGGCCGGAACCAUUAUCCGCCACGCGAUCACGAAAGUCCUGAGCAAGAGGAAGUAAGCCAAGCUUUUGUCUCAUGUAGUUCUCGGAUUCCCAAGGAACCUGGCCAUGACGUUUAAUGCCUCCCUGAUACGCCCUCUGCCCUUCCACUGUCAUGUUCUACCCAGCCUUAUUGUUCCGUUUGUUGAUAAAACCGCUGUCGAUGGACAGACCUGUACAGCAUAUUGCACCUAGAUGUGGCGCAACUGUUGCCCUACUGCGUAUCUUCCUUUCGGUUACAUUGGUACCAUGGACAUUAUUAGAGAUUCUUAUUAUUUUAAUACACUUCAUUUUUCG